Messenger RNA from Poecilia latipinna (sailfin molly), 1774 nucleotides. It is a transcript of the gene ccr10, whose product is annotated as chemokine (C-C motif) receptor 10. Gene Ontology annotation, cellular component: membrane; external side of plasma membrane. The transcript has a single exon. The coding region runs from base 15 to 1169 and encodes 384 amino acids. Lineage: Eukaryota; Metazoa; Chordata; Actinopteri; Cyprinodontiformes; Poeciliidae. Gene Ontology annotation, molecular function: C-C chemokine binding; C-C chemokine receptor activity. The record is from RefSeq and is a predicted model, not a curated record. Gene Ontology annotation, biological process: G protein-coupled receptor signaling pathway; cell chemotaxis; immune response.
UCCCCACAGAGAAGAUGGACUACCCCAAUUGUGAUCCUCUCAACUACAGUGAUCCUAUAAAGUGCUGGGAAAACUUCAGCAAAAACGAAUCUGACUUCUACGAAAAUGACGACUUUUGUGAGCCCAGUACAAGCGAGAAGUAUGUCAUCCCAAUGUUCCAGACAUGCGCCUUUUGCCUGAUUUUCUUCGUGGGAGUUCUGGGAAAUUGUCUGGUGAUCGCCACCUUUGCUCUCUACCGACGCCUCCGGCUUCGUUCCAUGACUGAUGUGUUUCUCUUCCACCUAGCGCUGGCUGAUCUCCUCCUGCUCCUCACUCUCCCUUUGCAGGCAUCCUACACUCACUGGGGUUGGAUUUUCCCUGUCGCCCUCUGCAACGUGAUGCGUGCAUGCUAUGCCAUCAAUACGUACAGCGGACUGUUGCUGCUCGGCUGCAUCAGCAUUGACCGCUACAUGGUUGUGGCACGAGCCCAACAGAUGCUACGACUGCGCAGCCAGAUACUAACGGCGGGGAAAGUUGCUGCUGUAGUUGUCUGGAUCGUUGCCAUUCUCUUGAGCUCGCCUGAAAUCCUCUACUCUGGGGUUUCUGAGUCUGAGUCUGAUGGCAAGAAAUACUGUGUCAUGCAAAAGAGUGGGCACGUCAAGAUGACCACCAAUGGAGCUAUCAUAGGCGUCUUCUGCGUGUCUUUUUUCACCAUGGUGGUAUGCUACACUUCCAUAGGUGUGGUUCUGUGGGAAGGCCACGUGCAUCGCCGUGGGAAGCAGUGGCACCGGCAGCGCACGCUAAAGCUCAUGGUUGCCCUGGUGCUGGUUUUCCUGAUCUUCCAGCUUCCAUACACGGUGGUUUUGUCUCGGAAAAUAGCGGGGCAAUCCUGCGAUCUGAUGGGGGAGUACAUCACCUGCACUCUGGCAUACACACGCUGUUGCCUCAACCCCAUCCUGUACGCACUGGUUGGCGUACGUUUUCGCAAAGACGUACUGCAGCUCAUGCAUGACUCUGGCUGUCCAUGUAGACUGCAGCUGAAGCUGCACAGUGUCCACUCCACAUCCAUCUCUGCCUCUUCUCCUGCUCUCACUGUCCUCUCGGUUGUCUCCCCAACAUCACCUGAUCGCAGUUGCUCCAGUAGGGAUGGAUUAACCUCUCUCAAGUUUCAGUUUCCAACAAGCGAAUGAUCUCGAAAGUAGAACAUAAGUGUCUUUGCUUUAAAUAUGUCUUGUAGCAUAAUGAACGGACGUUGGAAAUCAGUUUAAAAGUAAUUGGAUCCUCUCCUCAAUUUCUGUAUUGGUUUCCGGCAGCACGACUUUAAGCAUCUGCAGCUGAUCGCUUCACAACAAAGCAGAUUUUAUCAGUCGCUUUUAGAUCUUUAAACUCCAGUCUCAUGUGUCAAGAAGGAGCUUCUUAUAAAAGCUACUGCUCUUUAAGAUGUUGAAUAUUACUGUAGUGAUAAUGAUAAGUUGUACAGAUUUUUCCACUCAGCAUGAACAGAUGUUAAUUGUUGUUGGUCAAAGCUAAAAAAAAAAAAAAAAAAAAGGGGGGAGAGACUUUAAUUUUUAUACACCCAUUUUGUACAGUUUACAUUUUAAUACCCAACUAUGAGAAAAUAACGUUUUGCUUUAUUGUAUAGAAAUUCACAGCAGCCUUUGUGAUUUGUUCAACCUGUAAAUAUUUUAUUUUUGUUUUUGGCUUCGCUUUCAAUUUUUGUAACUUAUUGCAUUAUACAUCAUUUAUUUUUGCUGUACAAAGCUUGUCCUGUUUUCUAUGAAGAACCAUUGUUGAA